AUGCCUCUCAAAGUUGUCGUAGUUGGUGCUGGCCUGGCGGGGUUGGGCGCGGCCAUUGCACUGAAUCGCUCAGGACAUGAAGUCCAGGUGAUUGAACAGUCAAGCUUUCUGAACGAAGUUGGCGCAGCCAUCCACGUCCCGCCCAACGCAACCCGCAUCCUACGUGAGUGGGGCUGCGACUUCGAGAAGCUUCAGCCGGUUCACUGUACCAAGUUUCAGAUCUGGACUUCUGCAGGCAACCUGAUUUCGACUCCUAUGGUGACUGAGGAUAUCCAAAAGCGCCUCCAAGUAACCGACGAUUUCAUCCUCACCCACCGCGUCGAUUUACAUAAUACCCUGCGGGAUACAGCAGCGACAGAAAUUGAAGGGAGCCGGGUGCAUAUUCGACUGUCGUCUCGUGUUGCCUCUGUGGACGCCGAAGCGGGGCGUGUUACUCUUGAGGACGGAACUGUUUAUACCGGUGACCUGAUCAUCGGUGCCGAUGGUAUACAUUCUCGAGCCGUGAGCGGUAUCACCGGCGAAGAAGAGCGCAAAGAAAACACCGGGCAAAACUGUUUCCGGUUCCUGGUUCCAACCUCCAAGAUGCGGGCCAACCCCUUGACUGCCUCUCUUCUAGAAAAGAUUGGAUUAGAUGGCGUGCACGGAUUUGUAUCUGAAGAUCGACGAAUGAUACUUUACCCCUGUCGGGGUGGAGACCUACUCAACGUUGUGGGUUUCUAUCCCUCAAACCCGGAGACGGCGGUGAAAGAUUCAUCUUGGCUAGAUUCAGCCAGUCAUGACGCACUUCUCCGGACAUUCAAGACGUUUAGUCCCGAACUUCAAGAAAUUUGCCGCAUCGCUGAAGAUGUCAAACUGUGGAGUCUGGGGUCUCGACAGCCUCCAAGGACAUUCGUAAAGGGAAAGCUUGCACUUGCUGGUGAUGCGGCGCAUCCUACUCUUCCUCACCAAGGCCAAGGAGGCGCACAGUCAUUUGAAGACGGUGCCGCACUCGGAGCAUUAUUUACUCCUGAAACGACCCCGGACCAGGUUCCCCAACGCUUACAAUUGUACAACCAAGUACGGUAUGGCCACUCAUUGACUGUAAUGAUGAUGUCGAAACUUCCCGACGAUCGCCGCGCAGAGAUGUAUGACGAGCUACGGUCGUAUGUGCCCGCAGCUGAGUUUCCAAAAGACAUGUUUUCGUUUACGUGGACUUCGUAUCCCACCCAAGAGGCUCAGAGAGCUUUAAAUGCCGAGUUAAAGGUCUAG
This is a messenger RNA of Penicillium hordei, 1248 nucleotides long. RefSeq names its product putative salicylate hydroxylase. Gene Ontology annotation, molecular function: monooxygenase activity; FAD binding. Bases 1 to 1248 code for a protein of 415 amino acids. The transcript has 6 exons. The record is from RefSeq and is a predicted model, not a curated record. Lineage: Eukaryota; Fungi; Ascomycota; Eurotiomycetes; Eurotiales; Aspergillaceae.